AUGCUAAUUAAAAAUAGUGUAGUCACCGGUCGUUUUGUUUUACGCGUUUUUUCAUCUUCUCGCACGUUGAAUCAUCUUUGUUCGAAAUUUAUUCAAAUCGAAACCGCGACAAAUCGGCGCAAGAAAAAUCUCAAGACGUGCACAACAUCAGGAUUAAUUCAAUUAUGCAACAGAAAACCUCACUUUUGGCGGAGAAGUGAGACCUUAAAAGUGCCCAUGUCCCUUUUUUGCGAUAAUCGCCAACGACUCGUCUCACGUCUCAAAGCAAAACCGAAUGAAACCCGCUGGACCCCAGGCACUUUCAUCGUUCUUCAAGGUGGCGUGGAAGUUCCCUUUAACGACACGGACAUAGCGUGGCCUUUCAGACAGGAGUCGUUCUUUCAAUGGUGCUUCGGCGUGGAGGAGCCAGGCUGUUACGGCGCUAUCGACGUGAACACCGGUGCCUCGAUCCUGUUCGUGCCGAAGUUACCGCCCGAGUACGCGAUUUGGCAGGGCAAGCUGCAUACUCUGGACGACUUCAAGGAACGAUACGGCGUGGACGAGACUCAUUAUACCGACGAGAUUGCGUCCGUGCUGAAGGAAAAGUCAGCGCGAGCCUUGCUUACGCUGAAUGGCAAAAACAGCGACAGCGGACUGACAACGCGCGAGACGAUUUUCGAUGGUAUCGACGAAUUCUGGGUGGAUCUUAAACACUUGUAUCCGGCGAUAUGCGAGUGCGUGAUGAAAAAUGGGCCUUUAAAAAAUACUAUUAGUAUAGAAACCGAUGAAGGUACGGCGAUUCUUUACUGCUCUGAUAUCGAACGUCUUAAAAACACGGACGUGGAACAGGUUCUGGAUGCAAUAAACUCAGGGAAGACGGAUAAAAGAGUUUAUUCCAUGCUGGAGAACAAGAUCGCCAAUGAGAUAAAUUGCCGGAUAGCGCUCCAAAGUUUAAGGAAGAUGAUAGAGUUGGAAAGCGAAUGGAACCGGUACCGAAAAAUCUCGUCGAACGCUCAAUCAUCUGCAGAGACUAUCAAUAGAGACAUGAUAUUGCAACAACUUGUAAGUCUGAUUGUCAAAAGCCAAGACAGCGAGACAAUAUUACAGGGGCUAAAGGCGCUAAAGAGAGACAGAUUUAGUCCUUCGACAAAUAUUUAUAAGGACCGGAUGUGUAAUGAAGUCAUGAUUAGAGCCACAGACGGCGAGCUCACCAUGUCGCAGUUAAUCAGAGCGGUGAGAAUUCUGGUUAAUUAUGGAAACUCCAAAUACAGAAACUGCAUAGACAUGUUGUGGGUAGGUCUGGCAUGUAGGGAGCAGGAUAUUAAACCAGAUCUACUGGUUCCGUUAUUCAGAUCGCUCAAGUAUUUCCAGCGAAGUAAAAAUAUGGUACAAAUCAUUUUGGAAAAGAAACUAUCGGAGCAGUGGUUAAAGUUGACCGGUUCGCAGAUGGCAAGUAUACUGAACUGCCUCUACGGAAAAGAGUCCUCGCAAGAAUGUCUAUCGAGUGCUAGUAAAUGGGCGAACGUGAGUAUGACCACUUCUACCGAGAAAGAUCUCGUCAAUUUUAUUGGCGGUUUGCACACGAAGGAAUAUGUCAAUGAAAAUAUAGAACAAGCGUUGGUGAGAUACGUAACGAGCAAAGGUACCGAAAUGAAAGAUCCUCAUUUAAUCGCCUCCAUCAUGGAUUACUGCAAGGAUUUACGAAUUCGAAAUCCGUAUGUUCUCGCUGAAUGUGGAAAAUAUUUUAUAAGACAUGGAACGCAAAUCCCGCCUACGUUAUUGUCUCCCAUUCUCGCGCCAUUUGGAUUAUUGAAUCUACAACCACCGGAUUCGACCAACUUUUGGAAAAUGUUCGACGAGGUGAUGUCUGCAAGAUUCUCAGAUUUGAAGCUAAACGACGCUUUAGACAUUCUUCUGUCUUGCACAUAUCUUGAGAGAUAUCCCAUUAAGCUUUUGGAUAAGGUUUUCAGUUCGUAUCUUAUGAACAGGUUGCAAACGCAAAGGGACGCGCCUAUCGUCAAUCACUUGAAAAACAAAUUAAAAUUAUUCGACGCGACCAUGUCGUUGGAAUGCAAAGAUUAUCGUGGCAGCCCGAUUAAUCUAGACAGAAACACGAAGUCGUUAAAUUUAGAUAUGAGAAUCAGGGGUAUUAUUAAUAAAAUACACAAACCACUGGCGCAUUUGGUAGGCGGCGAGCACAAGUUAAGCAGGAGUGUGGUUUUGAGCAGCCGGGUGAUAAAGUCUCCUCAAGAAAUUAAAGUAUUGCGGUAUGUGUGCAAGAUAAGUUCGGAGGCUCACAAGACUGUAAUGCGUUCUAUGCGUCCAGGGAUUCCAGAAUACAAAGCAGAGGCUUGGUUUUUGAAUUAUGUAUACGCUGAGGGAGGGUGCAGGCAUGCAUCUUACACGUGCAUCUGCGGAUCCGGACAUAAUUCCUCUAUACUGCACUAUGGUCACGCCGGUGCGCCGAAUAAUAAAGUCAUACAGGAUGGAGAUAUGUGCUUGUUUGACAUGGGCGGUAAUUAUUAUGGAUACGCGGCCGAUAUUACGUGCAGUUUUCCGGCCAACGGGAAAUUCACCGAGGAUCAAAAACUGAUUUACAACGCAGUGCUGAAGGCGCGCGACGCCGUGAUCGCAGCCGCGAAACCGGGAGUCGCCUGGACAGAUAUGCAUCUGUUGGCUAAUAAGGUCAUGUUGACAUCGUUGAAGAAAGGUGGGCUACUGGUGGGCGAUGUCGAGGAUAUGAUAAAAGCAGGUUUGAACGAAGUAUUCCAGCCUCACGGACUGGGCCACUUGCUAGGAUUGGAUGUGCACGACGUUGGUGGAUAUCUGCCCGGUCAUCCUGAACGCUCAAAGGACGCGGGAGUGAGAAAGCUGAGAACCGCGCGGACAUUGCUCGCCGGAAUGGUUCUCACGGUGGAACCUGGCUGUUAUUUUGUAGACUGCUUGCUCGAUGCAGCUCUUGCUGAUCCGAUCCAGUCAAAGUUCCUUGUGCCAGAACAGUUGCAGAGAUUCCGAGGUUUUGGUGGUAUUAGAAUCGAGGAUGACGUCCUCAUAACGGAAACCGGAGUCGAAAAUAUGACGGAUGUUCCUCGCACAGUUGAAGAAAUAGAAAACUUCAUGCAGAGUUAAUUGGUCAAGAAGAAAAAUUCGCAAAAUUCGGAGAUUUUGAGAGAUGAAGAACUGAAAAGUUGAACAGGUUGCUUAUUAAUUAACUGCAUAAAUACAUUUGUGAUAAGAAGGUAUAUUCAUAUAAUUUUUUACCAGAUACGUGUAUAUAUUUGUAUCGAUUUAUACGUAAAUAUAACGAAUAAAGCAAGAAACUGA
This is a messenger RNA of Trachymyrmex cornetzi, 3303 nucleotides long. RefSeq lists its product as uncharacterized. NCBI's taxonomy places the organism in Eukaryota, Metazoa, Arthropoda, Insecta, Hymenoptera, Formicidae. Gene Ontology annotation, molecular function: manganese ion binding; metalloaminopeptidase activity. Gene Ontology annotation, biological process: regulation of mitochondrial mRNA stability. The record is from RefSeq and is a predicted model, not a curated record. Bases 1 to 3108 code for a protein of 1035 amino acids. The transcript is spliced from 10 exons.